Molecule: messenger RNA, 2252 nt
Organism: Amaranthus tricolor (Joseph's coat)
Lineage: Eukaryota; Viridiplantae; Streptophyta; Magnoliopsida; Caryophyllales; Amaranthaceae
Exons: 14
Coding region: 306-1865 (519 amino acids)
Biological process (GO): glucosylceramide biosynthetic process
Cellular component (GO): membrane
Molecular function (GO): ceramide glucosyltransferase activity
Source: RefSeq, a predicted model, not a curated record
AUCUGACAAUUAUAAAUUAUUUAGGCGGUCUUAAAAUUCCUUUUUUUUUUUUUUUUUUUUUUUUUUCCGUUUUUUCUCUUAUUUUCUUUUUGUUUUCCUGAAAAUCAUUUAUUUCUCUUUCUCUCUCCUCUUCUCUCCUAUCGCUCUAUCGAAUUCUUUCGUUAAUGGCGAUCUGAGAGAGGAAGAGAACCUCUCUAAACCAGCACUUAUAGUUCCUAAACCCGCCAUAUUUUGCUUUAGGGUUUUUGUGCUGAUUUUUUUGAUUUUUUUAUCCUUCAAUAUCUUAAUUUACCGAUUCAAGGAUAAUGUCGGCAUUGGAAACCUUCGAUUCGUUAUUAUUUGCUGCAAAUCGAGCUUGCCUUAGUUUUAUUGGUAUCUUUAUCCAGAUCCAGGGAUGUUUGAUCUGUUUAACUCUAGCUUUAGGAUGGGCUUGUGCUGCCUAUGUGAGGAAUAGAGAAAUCAAACGCAUGGAAAAUGAGAUGAGACGUGGAAAUGACUUUGCUUUCCUUUGUCAUGACAUCAAUGAGCUUGAGCACUCCAAUCAGGUUAAUUUGCCAAGAGUCACAGUUGUUAUGCCUUUAAAAGGAUUUGGAGAGCACAAUUUGCUUAAUUGGAGAAGUCAGAUUACAACCCUAUAUGGUGGGCCUGUGGAGUUCCUUUUUAUUGUAGAAAGCACUGAAGACCCAGCAUAUCAUGCUGUAUCUAGACUUUUAAAAGAUUUUCAGGAUGAAGUUGAUGCAAAGAUUAUUGUGGCUGGCUUUUCCACUACAUGCAGUCAGAAGAUUCACAAUCAGCUUGUUGGUGCAGAAAAGAUGCAUAAAGAUAGCAAGUAUAUACUAUUUCUUGAUGAUGAUGUUAGACUGCACCCAGGAUCAAUAGGUGGUCUCACUGCUGAAAUGAUAAAAAAACCUGAGAUUUUUAUUCAAACUGGAUAUCCACUUGACUUACCUUCUGGGAGCUUAGGAAGUUACUGUAUAUAUGAAUAUCAUAUGCCUUGUUCUAUGGGUUUUGCUACUGGUGGGAGAACAUACUUUCUAUGGGGUGGGUGCAUGAUGAUGCACGCUGAUGAUUUUAGAAACGACAAUUAUGGUGUAGUCUCAGAACUUCGAGAUGGUGGAUAUUCUGAUGAUAUGACUCUUGCAGCUAUUUCUGGAGCUCACAAUAAUUAUAUAUCCUCUCCUCCAAUUGCCGUUUUUCCUCAUCCACUUGCAAGUGAUCUUAAUUUUUCAAGGUACUGGAAUUAUCUGAGGAAGCAAACAUUUGUUUUAGAAUCGUACGUGUCUAAGGUUAACUGGAGGAUGAACCGUGCUUUAUUUACAGUCCAUAGCUACUUCUCAUGGGGAUUUGUGGCACCAUACUUCAUGGCACUUAUCCAAGUUGCGGCUGCACUUCGAAUGCGCUAUAAAGAACACUUAAUUGAGGAGGAAACUUUUAUUUCAAAUGGGUGGUUAUAUGUGGGAUGCUUAGCCACAUGUACUGCUAUUGAGUUGCUUUCCAUGUGGAAUUUGACUAGGGUUGAAGUUCGCUUGUGCACUAUGCUGUCUCCUGAGGCUCCUCCGUUGUCACUUGCUACCUACAAUUGGUGUUUGGUAUUCAUUGCAAUGAUUGUGGACAACUUUUUAUAUCCCAUCAGUGCUUUUAAAUCACACUUCUCCCAAUCUAUUAAUUGGUCUGGCAUUAGAUACUACUUGAAGAAUGGAAAAAUAUACAAGAUUGAUAGAGGGAAGGAUAUCGGUCCUAAAUAUUCAGACCUUAGCGGAAAGAAUUUAUAUGGAAAAAAGGGAUGUCCUGCCAAAAUUUCAUUCCUCGGUUCAUUAGCAAGAACUUUGGUACAAUGGCGGCAGCCUAAAAAAUACGAAGUGUAGAAUCAACUACAAGUUACUGACUGGGUUGCAACUUGCACUAUUCUAGACAGCAAGGGACUUUACCAUAAUUUUUUGGCGAAUAUGACCUUUGCUUGUUGAUUUGCCCAUUCUUCAUCGAUUGAUGCGUGCUUUCAAAUUCUUCAUUCAUUGAUUCUUCGGCUUUGGCAUAUAUUUUGUAAUUUGUACCAAUAUCAUUUUGUAGCAUUGAUCAGUGUUGAAACUCCCUGUAUCAUUAUAAAAGCUUGGAACGAUCUGUUCACAUGUGAACACAAUUUAAAAGUUUUGCAUUCAAUUUGUUUCCCUAGGGGCUGAAAAGGACAUUUUGUAUAUUUUUAAUCACUUGUAAGUUGGAUAUGACUCUAAAUGAAGAUGCUAGUUUUAUUUUUA